CUCCGUAAGGAAAGUCGCUUCCACGGUGUCCACGGCGAAUCCUCCCCGAUGGCUUCCCGGGUGCUCUUCCUGUUCUUGGGUUUUGUCUGCCAUGUCGCUACUGCGGGACGGACUUGUCCCAGGCCAGACCAACAACCAUAUGCCACAGUUACUCCAUUAAAAAACGUCUAUGACCCCGGGGAGCAGAUAGUGUACUCCUGCCAGCCGGGCUACGAGUCCCGCGGGGGCAUGAGACGCUUCACCUGCCCGCUCACAGGCCACUGGCCCAUCAACACGCUGAAAUGCACACCCAGAGUAUGCCCUUUUGCUGGGAUCUUAGAAAAUGGAAUUGUGCGCUACACAACUUUUGAAUAUCCCAAAAUGAUCAGCUUUUCUUGCAACACCGGGUAUGUUCUGAACGGAACUGAUACCGCUAAAUGCACUGAGGAAGGGACGUGGAGCCCAGCCCUCCCUGUCUGUUCUCCGGUGACGGUGACGUGCCCUUUCCCACCCGUACCUAACUUUGCCACACUAAGUGACUAUAAGCCGAGGCCUGGGAAUAACUCCCUCUAUCAAGACAAGGCGGUCUUCCAAUGCUUGCCACAGUACGCCAUGUUUGGUAAUGACACGAUCACCUGCACGGCACAUGGAAACUGGACCGAGCUACCUGAAUGCAGAGAUGUGAAAUGCCCCUUCCCCAAAAGACCAGACCACGGAUUUGUGAACUUUCCUGCAAAAGAAGUACUUAGUUAUAAGGAUAAAGCCACCUAUGGGUGCCAUGAGACUUAUACCUUGGAUGGCCCGAAAGAGGUAGAAUGUAGCAAAUUUGGAAACUGGUCAGCAGAGCCAAGCUGUAAAGCAUCUUGUGAAUUACCCGUCAAAAAAGCUACUGUGCUGUAUGAAGGAGAAAAAGUCAAGAUCCAAGAAAAAUUUAAGAAUGGAAUGCUGCAUGGUCAAAAAGUGUCUUUCUUCUGCAAAAAUAAGGAGGACAAAUGUAGCUACACAGAAGAUGCUCAGUGCAUCGAUGGCACCAUUGAAGUCCCCAAAUGCUUCAAGACACACAGUGCUUUGGCUUUCUGGAAAAAGGAUGCUUCAGAGAUAGAGCCAUGCUAAACUGGUCUUCAGAACAAAAGGUCACCCGUGGAUCGGGGUUUGUCGAAGGCACCUAAUGAGUGUAAAAAUAAAGGUAGAUUCAUA
Messenger RNA from Sorex araneus (European shrew), 1176 nucleotides. RefSeq names its product apolipoprotein H (gene APOH). The transcript has 8 exons. NCBI's taxonomy places the organism in Eukaryota, Metazoa, Chordata, Mammalia, Eulipotyphla, Soricidae. The coding region runs from base 49 to 1092 and encodes 347 amino acids. The record is from RefSeq and is a predicted model, not a curated record.